AUGCUCACCCGCUCACUCACCAUCCGACUCAUUACAACCAAACACCUCCCGAUCACCGAGUCACUCCGCUACCCCUUCUCGACCCUCCACCCCACCUCGCGCGGCAAAAUGUCCUGGAUGGACUCCUGGUCCCGGCCGUCCAAAUCCCAAGCGACGCCCGCGCCCUUCUACCUCCUCCCGAACGGCGACCAGACGCCCUACUGCCGCACCUGCGGCCGCGUCAUCUCCUCCCGCAAGUCCACCUCCUCGAAGCCCGCCAACUCGGAGCCGCCAAAGUACUGCUCCGCGCGCUGCCGGGGCCAGAAGCCGGGCCGUCUCGACCGCGAUAUCGAGGCGGCCUUUGUGCGCUUCCUGCAGGCCGACGAGCCCCUCGACACCGCCAGUGUGAAGAAAGUCAAGGGUGACACGCGGGUGCUUGUGCCCUGCGACGUGGUCGAGGCGAGGGUGUUUGGGGAGCGGAAGGAUCCUGAGAAGGUGUUUGGGAGGAGGAAGAACCGCGCCUCGAGGGUGAUUCCGGAGAAGGCGGAGGACGAAGGGGUGGAUGUGGGCCAUGAGAAGGAGGAGGAGGACCCCGGGGAGGAGAUCAUUGACGAGAUGCUGGGGCGGACGCGGUCGAGCGAGCUUGAUGUUGACCCGAGCGUGAUGGCGAGCCUUUCGGUGCGCAGCGGGACGAGGGUGCGGCCGCCGCAGGAGAAGUCGCAGGUGAACGGCAGCGUGGGCGGGGAGAAGGGCAAGGCGGAGCGGAUCGAGGAGACGGACGAGAUGCGGGAGAAGAGGAACGAGGGGCAGAAGAAGGCUCACGAGCGGGAGCUGGUGAGGUGCGCGGCGCGGCGGGGGGUUGUGUUUGGGUUCCUUGUCGGCGAGGAGAGGAGGAAGUGUGAGGCUGUCAUGCAGGGCAAAGUCGUCGAGCCGAGCUUCGCAAAGGGGGAUUGGGCUGUCCGCUGGCGGGAGGAUUGA
Messenger RNA from Colletotrichum gloeosporioides, 957 nucleotides. RefSeq lists its product as uncharacterized. Lineage: Eukaryota; Fungi; Ascomycota; Sordariomycetes; Glomerellales; Glomerellaceae. Bases 1 to 957 code for a protein of 318 amino acids. The transcript has a single exon. The record is from RefSeq and is a predicted model, not a curated record.